AUGAAUUUUCGAACUCCCUAUCGCCUAACGGACACCAUCGAGAUCAUCGAAACGCCCGGUCACACGCUGUCAUGCGUCUCGGUGCUGGUCCGGGCUAGCAACCUAGCCCCAACCGGACUGGUUGUCAUCGUGGGGGACCUCUUCGAGCGGCAUCAGGACAUCGCCGACGAACGGCUGUGGCUGGAUGCCGGCAGUGAGAACCCCACGGCACAGCGUCGCAAUCGCGCGAAACUAGCGAUGCUGGCCGAUGUCAUAAUACCCGGCCACGGGGCACCGUUUCCGGUCGAUCAGCAGCUAAGAGCGAGCCUAAGCUCGCAGGUCCCACAAGGCGAGGAUUGA
Messenger RNA from Topomyia yanbarensis, 339 nucleotides. Its product is annotated as metallo-beta-lactamase domain-containing protein 1-like. The record is from RefSeq and is a predicted model, not a curated record. Lineage: Eukaryota; Metazoa; Arthropoda; Insecta; Diptera; Culicidae. Bases 1 to 339 code for a protein of 112 amino acids. The transcript has 2 exons.